AGCCGACACACAUAGUGACAAGAAACACUUCUUGGGACUCCAUUUUUAAGGCUAUUCCCACCUUCUCAUCUCAUAUACGUAUAUGUAAAAAACAAGAAAAAGAUGCAGAGGAGGUUCCGGCGAGUUUGCACUUGUCUAAAAGAGCGCAGCUGCAUGAGCUAUGCAAAGAUUGCUUCAGCGAGUGGCUUCUCUGACAUCAACCUUAUCAUCAUAAAAGCAACAGCCCCAGAUGACUUGCCUCUGCAUGAAAAAUACAUACAACACCUCUUGAAACUCUUCUCCAUCUCUCCAUCUACGUGCCACUCCUUUGCCAUCAGCUUCACUCGCCGAUUUGGGACCACGCGUUGCUGGCGUGUUGCACUCAAGUGUCUCAUUCUUCUGCACCGCUUGCUUCGUUCUGUCCCUGGAAACAGCUCCCUCUGGACUGAACUCUUAUGGACACGUUCCAAUGCCUUGAUUUCUCUCUACCCUUGCCAUUUCAAGGAUGACUCCUCCUCGUGUCCGGUUUCCUACACCAACUUUGUCAUAUCCUACGCACGCCUUCUGGAUGAAGCCCUUAACUGUGUUGCUCUGGAUUGCACCAAUUUGGAAGACCAAGAUUUGGAGCAAAAUGAAGAAGCCAUGGAUGAAACUUUUCGAGAGAAAAUGAAGGAAAUGGGUCAAGUGCUUGAAAUGUUACCGCAACUGCAGAGCCUUAUAGAUAGGGUGAUGGAGUGUUACCCUGUGGGAGUGGCAGCGCGAAGUUUCAUUGUGCAGGUUGCCAUGAAACUCAUAAUUCGUGACAGCUUCGUUUGCUACACAAAGUUCAGAAGAGAAAUAGUGACGGUUUUGGACAAUCUACUUGAGAUGCCGUACAGGAACUGCAUAGCUGCUUUCAAUAUAUACAAGAAAGCAGCAGCGCAAACAAAUGAGCUUUAUGAGUUCUAUGAGUGGUGCAAGGCAAAGGGUCUGUGUGGUAUGUACGAGUACCCUUUGGUGGAGCCAAUUCCAUACAUACAAAUCAAGGCUUUGGAAAGUUUUCUGAGUGGCAUGUGGCAGUUAACGGAGUCUUCAACGUCGCCAACUACCAGUACCAGCCCUUCAUCUUCUGGGGAUUCUCCUUCAAAUUUCUCUCAAGGACAAAUAGUGAUGAGAAGAGACGUUGUUAACAUCAAGGGUGAAGAGGAGAAGCCUUUGAUUGAACUAGAAUUGGAAGAAGAUAAUGGGGAUGUUAGUUGGGAAACACUGUUGGAAACCUCCAUUAGUUUUAGUCAUGCUUAUCAGAGGGACUUGGGCAGCUUGUUCAAUCAUCGGGGAUGGGAAGGUGGAUUUCAUAUCGAACAACAUGGCUUUGAUGCGAACGAAGGGCACGAUCACGAGCGUGCAGAUGCCACAUGGAACAUGGCAGUCAACAAAAAUACUACUGCUAAUAACCCAUUCUCCGAGCCUUAUUAAAGUUCCCUUCCAAUUUAAUUACAGUUUCAUUAUCAUUGAAUUUCCCUUUUGUGUUGUUUUUUGUAAGUGAGGAGGUCGUCUUAAUGAUAGACUCAUAAACUAUUGCAUUUGUUAACCUA
This is a messenger RNA of Glycine soja, 1553 nucleotides long. RefSeq names its product putative clathrin assembly protein At2g25430. Gene Ontology annotation, molecular function: SNARE binding; clathrin heavy chain binding; phosphatidylinositol-4,5-bisphosphate binding. Gene Ontology annotation, cellular component: clathrin-coated vesicle; clathrin-coated pit. The record is from RefSeq and is a predicted model, not a curated record. NCBI's taxonomy places the organism in Eukaryota, Viridiplantae, Streptophyta, Magnoliopsida, Fabales, Fabaceae. The transcript has a single exon. The coding region runs from base 103 to 1434 and encodes 443 amino acids. Gene Ontology annotation, biological process: vesicle budding from membrane; clathrin coat assembly; clathrin-dependent endocytosis.